This is a messenger RNA of Nasonia vitripennis (jewel wasp), 1083 nucleotides long. RefSeq lists its product as uncharacterized. The transcript is spliced from 2 exons. The record is from RefSeq and is a predicted model, not a curated record. Bases 1 to 1083 code for a protein of 360 amino acids. NCBI's taxonomy places the organism in Eukaryota, Metazoa, Arthropoda, Insecta, Hymenoptera, Pteromalidae. Gene Ontology annotation, molecular function: RNA binding.
AUGGACCAAAUCUUCAAGACCAUAAUCGAGUCAAUCGAGUUUGAUGAGAACUCAAAACACGUCACCAUCCGUUUUGGCCCACCAGGGAAACUACCUGUUGUUAUGGCAUUACUGAAUAAAUACGGAUCGAACAAUACUAAGAGCUUCAGAAUUACCAAUCAAGGGACUGACGAUGGCACAUCCAUAUUAACAAUAACGUACAGAACAAGUACAGGCAACAACACCGACACUUCCAAAAAUUCUACUGACUCAAACGCCACUGACAGCACUGACAGUUCUGAGAACUCUGAUGACAUCGACUCUACGGACAACAGUGACGAUCCAGACAAUAACGACAUUAACAAUGAUGACAGAAUUGCUACAAACGAUAACACUGACAGCAAUGACAAUAACGACGUCCAAAGACCUGCCAACAAUGACAAUAUCGAAGCUUACACUAUUAAUGAACCAAACAUAGCACUACGCCAUACAUACAACCCGCAAGACAAUGUACAGCUACUCAAAAUAAAUUUGACAGACGCUUACACAGUGACAGCCACAUAUAUAGGUACGACAAUAGACGCAGAAGCAUUAUUUAGACAACAUGGGCCCUGCAACACCGAACACCACGCAACGAAAAACAAGGACAUCAAAGCCAUAAUAAUUAGAUACCAAAUGAAAAAUCAUGCGCUUAAAGUAAUCAACAAAUACAAAGAACACAUACAACAAACAAACAAUGACAUACAAAGAUCAACGACAGAACAACAAACCAAUCAGGAGAAAACAAUAGAAUACGUACAAACACCAGAUACUAUAUGUAUACGAGUACCCGGACAUACGACAAGACAAAAUUUAACAGAGACAUUCCAACAAUUCGGAAACAUCAUAGACGUAAGACACUUAGAGCCUAAAGACGGACAAAAUGGACGAUACACUGCGUUCAUUCAAUUUGAAAACCAGGACAGAGCAGACAAGGCUGUGGAAAAGACACAAAUGACGCACUCGAUAAGACUAGCUUACAACAAAGUAUACACAUCAACACGAUCCACUGCACAGCAAAAGACAGAAAAAGAACAAAACACAACACAACAGAAACAAAAAUAA